Wallemia mellicola CBS 633.66 is the source of this 1284-nucleotide messenger RNA. RefSeq lists its product as hypothetical. Bases 1 to 1284 code for a protein of 427 amino acids. The transcript is spliced from 3 exons. NCBI's taxonomy places the organism in Eukaryota, Fungi, Basidiomycota, Wallemiomycetes, Wallemiales, Wallemiaceae. The record is from RefSeq and is a predicted model, not a curated record.
AUGAGGUUGGGAUUUAGGAAGCUGUUCAAAAGGGAUAAGAGUAAAAAACUAGGGCAGGAAUCUGAGUACAGUGAGAGCGUGACGAGUUUUAAAGAUAAAAUAAGCCAGCCGUCACCUCUCCAAGUCGAUUCCUCUGAUUCAUCAGCCAAAAUGUCUGUCAAGGAAUUCAAGAGGCGGUCGAGCAACGAGUUGCUGGGGAAUCAAAACCAGCCCCAGCCGUUAUUUAAAACACGCAGGAAGCCGGCGCCGAAGCCCAACCAGGAUUUAUCCAAUUGGCACACCUCGGAUGAUGAUUCUGAUGACAACGUCCGCGAUAACGACGAAUUUGAAAAAUUCAAGCAGAGGAUCAGACAAUCGAGAAGCACGAUACGCCAAGCCGCUACUACGAUACAGGAUAAUGAUAGCGACGAGAGCGACGAUACACUUCCACUCUCACAGUUACGCUCGAAAAGUCAAGUCAGCUUAGUGAACUCGAUAGCAAGCAAACCUAAUAAAAGCACACCGUCGCUCAAAUUACAAGGAAGUUCACAUAAGCUCAACUAUCGUAAACCACCACCACCCGUUAGCGCGAACCGCGAUUCUCGUUCGAUAAAGCAUAAUUCACAACUUUCACCUAAUUAUCAGAGGCAAUCACACGCGAGUUACUCUCCACAAUCAAGGCAAUCAACUCUACGGCCACCGCCAUCACCCGCGAUGUCUCUGCAGAGUGCACCAGGUGGAUUUGGAUAUUUCAACCCAUAUAGUACUCCAGGUAUGCCUGGAAUGCCACCAAUGCCGCCAAUGCCUCCUGUGGGUAUGCCUGGCGCAUAUCCAUUCGCACCACCACCAGCGAACAAUCUUCCAACACCUCCACCAUCUGCACCUAGCUCUAGCAACGGUGAUCUCAACCAACAAGCUAUGGUGGCUGCUCAAAUGCAUUUCCAGGCUAUGAUGAAUGCAAAGCAAUCAUUCCAAGCUUACGUAGCUCAACACGCUGCAUACCUUGCAGGACAGCAAUGGGAUGAAGAACACUCACAGUAUGGAGGAUCAGAAGCUGGUUUUGAUCUCAAUGAUGAUGAUUAUUAUCUCAAAGGAAACAGCAGAGCCGCUAAAUCUGAUUACGGGGGCAUAUCACCAGGUAGUGCAAAUAGUCGUCGGUCAAGUAACUACUUGCAGGCUCAACAAGCUCAGGCGAGAUCUCAAAUGAGAUAUUCCGAGAUUACACGUAAAGCGCCUUCAAGAGAAAGCCUUAAGGCACCUCCGCCGCCGCCAACUAUUAAACAUUAUAAAGUACCUUAUCAAUGA